GGGAGGGGAUGGGGUUUAUCAAGUCGCCGGCGGGCUGCCCGGCGGGCAGCAGCUGGUGCGAGUAGCUUAGCUGGAGAGGCUCACGCGGGGAAGAAGGGAGGCCGCCGACCUACUGGGCCCACGGGCUCCCACACAGUUCCUGAGCUGGUGCCAGGCAGGUGACACCGUCUUCCUGCAGCCCCCAGCAUGUGGGCAGGCCUGGGCCCUGCCGUCACACUGGCCCUGGUGUUGGUGGCAUGGGCCACCCAGCUCAAGCCCACAGCACCACCCAUCUUCACCGGCCGGCCCUUCGUGGUAGCAUGGGAUGUCCCCACACAAGACUGUGGCCCUCGCCUCAAGGUACCACUGGACCUGAAGGCCUUUGAUGUGCAGGCCUCACCUAAUGAGGGUUUUGUGAACCAGAACAUCACCAUCUUCUACCAUGACCGGCUGGGCCUGUAUCCACACUUCAAUUCCGUGGGGAGGUCUGUGCAUGGGGGCGUGCCACAGAAUGGCAGCCUCUGGGCACAUCUGAAGAUGCUGCAGGAGCACGUGGAGCACUACAUCCGUACACAGGAGCCUGCAGGCCUGGCAGUCAUCGACUGGGAGGACUGGCGGCCUGUGUGGGUGCGCAACUGGCAGGACAAGGACAUAUACCGCCAGUCGUCACGCCAGUUGGUGUCCAUUCGCCACCCUGACUGGCCAGCAGACCGUGUGGUCAAGCAGGCGCAGUACGAGUUUGAGUUUGCGGCCCGCCAGUUCAUGCUGGAGACGCUGCGCUUUGUCAAGGCAGUGCGGCCGCGGCACCUCUGGGGCUUCUACCUCUUCCCCGACUGUUACAACCACGACUACGUGCAGAACUGGGACACCUAUACCGGCCGCUGCCCUGAUGUUGAGGUCUCCCGAAACGACCAGCUGGCCUGGCUGUGGGCCGAGAGCACAGCCCUCUUCCCCUCGGUCUACCUGGACGAGACACUGGCGUCCUCCACCCACGGCCGCAACUUUGUCAGCUUCCGCGUUCAGGAGGCCCUCCGCGUGGCUCACACCCACCAUGCCAACCACGCGCUCCCGGUCUACGUCUUCACGCGACCCACCUAUAGCCGCAGGCUCACAGGGCUUAGCGAGAUGGAUCUCAUCUCCACCAUUGGUGAGAGUGCAGCCCUGGGCGCAGCCGGGGUCAUCCUCUGGGGCGACGCAGGCUACACCACCAGCACGGAGACCUGCCAGUACCUCAAGGAUUACCUGACGCGGCUGCUGGUCCCCUACGUAGUCAACGUGUCCUGGGCUGCCCAGUAUUGCAGCUGGGCCCAGUGCCAUGGGCACGGGCGCUGUGUACGCCGCGACCCCAGCUCCAGUACCUUCCUGCACCUCAGCGCCAGCAGCUUCCACCUGGUGCCUAGCCACGUACCUGGGGAGCCCCAGCUGCGCCCAGAGGGGGAGCUCAGCUGGGCUGAUCUCAACUACCUGCAGACGCACUUUCGCUGCCAGUGCUACUUAGGCUGGGGUGGCGAGCAAUGCCAGUGGGACCAUACACGGGCAGCUGGGGGUGCCCGUGGGGCCUGGGCUGGGUCCUUCCUCACCGGCUCCCUGGCUGUGGCAGCCCUGGCCCUCACCUGGACUUUAUAGGGGUCUCUCCCAGCCGCCGGGCCAGCUGGCCUCUGCCACGAGGGCUCCGCCCGGCAUGUAGGAGCCUGCACGGGGUGGACACACUGGAGCUCCGAGGGGGCAGAGCCCCAGGGAUGCCCAGCAGGGUGUCCAUACCAGCUCUCACCCCCCUGUUCUAAGGGGGAGGGGCAGUUCCCUGAGAGGCCCCUUUUCUCCCUGCCAGAGAGGAAGAGGGGCACAGCCGGGCCAGAGAGGACCUGACCCUACUCUCCUGCCCCUGGAUAGCUUAUUAUUAUUAUUUUGGGGUCUCUUUUGUAAAUUAAAUAUAAAACACCUGCUUCUGUGCUUGGACUGUCUGCACCUAGGCCAGGACACGUGAGAGAGAUUCCAGGGUGUCUCAGGAGGUUUGAGCGCAGCCCUGUCUCCGUGAGACUCUCUGCUGGGGACUUCAUAUCUGUCAGAUGCGGUCCGUGGAACCUGGAGGCCAGAGCUGCCCAUUCUGCAGCUGCCCUGCUGGGGCGGGGGCCACUGGGAACGGAGGGAUUCACAUUCCACCCCAACUCCCAGGAUCGUGGGUUUCUCCAUAUCGAUUGGAAAGCAGUUGGCCCCAGCCUUCCAUGAGGGACCGGGCUCAUUGUGUUUCCCCUCCUUGCCCCUGGAUCCCCAGCUGGGCCAGUGCCACUCACCUCGCCUUGCCCACCCAGGGAGAAAAGGGAAGUGGAUGUAUUUGAUCUUCCCUGGCUGGGCAGGUAGCCAGACCUCCCCUCCCUGUUCCCACAGGCAAGAGCGUCUCCUCCACUCCCUGCUCCAAGGGCAGUGGACUUCAGCCACACACACCUCUCCCCAGCUGGGUCACAGUCCUCCACUGGGGUUUGGGACCUGAAUCUUGAGGUCUCAGCCCUGUCCCACUGCAAAGACGCGCGAUGGAGCGAGAGGGAGGCAUCUUGAGUCCGGGAGCAGAGACCUCCUCAAAGGUCAGCCCUGUCCUGACCAUGGGAGAAUGUGGCUUGUCCCCAGCUGUCCCAGGGGAGAGAAGUAGCAUCUGGAGUAGUCAGACUAGCUCCAGCCUGCUUCAUUCUGAGGGGGCUCUGCCCCUCUCCUCAGCCAUCAAACCCACACUUGGGGUCCCCUUGUCCAUGUCAGUGAUGACACAACACUGGCUGUGGGGAGACAGAUUCAAGAAACAGCCAAGUGGUAAAGGGGGGCAGCCCAGCCACAAGGCCUCAAGGGAGGUAUCCUUGAGGAAGUGCUUUCUACACUGAGUUUGAAAAGGGGAAGGGGAAGCUUGCUACUAGAGACAAAGUGCGGGCAAAGGCUGCAGGAAGUUGGAACACGGCUGGGACCUGCAGUCUGAGGCUGCGGCGUGGCCAGGGGCUACCACAGGUAGGGCAGGAAGGGCAGCCCUCGAGUGGCACCACGCCUGACUUUGCCUGAUGGCAGUGACCGUCUCACCUGCUCAGUAAACAGCACUCACACACAUGCCAGUGCUGGGCUGGGCUGCAUCUGCGAGCCGCACCAGCAAAGGGCCCUGUCGUCCUGGGGAUGCACACUAGAUGCAAAGGCCAAGUCAGAGGUGGUCAGUGGAGCAGAGCCUGGAGAAGCGAGCCCCACCACAUCGAUGUCAGCUCAGGUUGUAAAGUGAUCCCUGUCCCUCUGGCUGGUGACAGCCGAGAACGGAGGGAAGGGGGCUAGGCGGUAGCACAGAAGGCAAUGUCAGUCACGUGGAGGGGGAGGGCGCUGAGGUGGAAGGGCACCCAGUGCUCAUGGCCAUGGUGGGGAGAAGCCUGCUGGACAGAAGAUGAAGGUGUUGGUCUAUAAGGUCACAAGAUGCUGGAGCCAGCAAAAAGGGCAAGGAAGAAGCUGUGACUCGUGGCCUUUGUUGCUCUCACCCCUCGGACUUCCCCUACCCAGCUGUGACCCUCAAAUACACCUGUGAGCUACCCCACCCACAUCUCUAACAACCAACAUCUGUGGCCUUUCCCACCCAGUCAGGACUCCUCCAUACCCGUGCAAAGCUGUGGUUUCCCCCACAUGUGUGACCUACACAACUCUUACCUCCCCCAGACAUCUGUGACCUGUACCCAUCCGGCUGGGACCCCUCCGGGCAAACCUGUGAUCACCUCACAUCACUUUCCAGGAGGACCUGGACGACAGCCUUGUGGAAACUGCAACUCAGGGACAGCCACAGCUGUGGGUGGGUGGGUGUAAAGGGGAGUGAGGUGGCUCAGACCUGGGAUAUGCACACCACCAGAGAGAGCAGGCAGGGCUGGACAACCAAGCCGGACUGACCCCAGACACACACAGCGCUUGGGCCAACCCGGCCAGACCAGCCCAGCAGGGGCGGGUCUGUGGGCAGGGCCCUAGAGCUGGGGAGCAUCUCCCUGCCAUUUCCACCAUUAGAGCUUCUCCCCUAGACUGAGGCCAGCUAGAGAAUGCCAGCCUGAGGUUUGGCUGGGUUACGCCAAUUGUGGCACUAUGUUUCUGGGGGCACCUGAAGGUAGCAUGAACCCUCAGGAAGAGGGAGUCGGGGCUGCCUUGGUGUUCUGUCCCCUCAGGCCUUGGUAGUUUUGCCAGGCUCUCUGAGCCUAAUGGUCAUCGCUUUGGGACCCUGCUUCCUGAACGAGAUCAGCAGCCGCCACCUCUGUGGCUAGAUCCUGUGCUGGGGUCCUCCUCCUUCAGCACUGUCAGCUUCUCCAUCCUAGCCUGGAGGACCGAGUCCAGAUGGUAGCCGCUGUGUCACUGAUUCAUUGGCCACUGUGCCAGGGGGUCCCUGGCUCAGGCUCAGACUCUGUUGUGGACUCAAGUAGCACUUUCACCUGGAUCAGGGAUAUGAGGUUUCCUUCACCCCACCCUGGCAGGCAUGCCUGGGCCUAGGCACCUAGCAGGUCUCACUAAUCAGCUUCUGAAUCAGCAAACAAGUGAAAUCACAAAGGAAUGAACAAGUAUGUGGUCACUGACACACCCAUGGUCACCCAAACACGGGGUCUCAUAGUCACAAGACUGCAAAGUCUCACACCCAGCUUAGGCACUGGAUCCCACACUUGUACAUACUACCGGACCUUGCACAGAGGCCUAGACCGUAGCUGACCAGCCCUGACUUCACAGACAACAGUGCCUUUCAAACUCGUCCCUAAAGCAGAGGAGAUCUACCUCCUGGGCAUAGUCGGUGUAGGGCCUGGGGCCGCAAUACUUCUAGGGGCCCAAAAACUGUCUUCACUUUUUUUUUUUAAAGAUUUUAUUUAUAUGACAGAGACACAGCGAGAGGGAACACAAGCACGGGGAGUGGG
This is a messenger RNA of Zalophus californianus (California sea lion), 4871 nucleotides long. RefSeq names its product hyaluronidase-2. Bases 187 to 1605 code for a protein of 472 amino acids. NCBI's taxonomy places the organism in Eukaryota, Metazoa, Chordata, Mammalia, Carnivora, Otariidae. The record is from RefSeq and is a predicted model, not a curated record. Gene Ontology annotation, molecular function: hyalurononglucosaminidase activity; hyaluronoglucuronidase activity. The transcript has 4 exons. Gene Ontology annotation, biological process: hyaluronan catabolic process; carbohydrate metabolic process.